AUGUCCCGCCAACUCAUCUCCAGCGAGAAAUUCCCUCCCAAGCCACACAACUGCCCGGCUACCAAAGUCCCCGGCCUCGUCUUCUGCGCCGGCCAAACAGCCACAGGAGAGAUCAAGCAAGCGACGCGGACCGUCCUGCAGAACCUCAAGGAGGUCCUCGAGCUCGCCGGCUCCUCGCUCGAGCAGGUCGUCAAGUACAACGUGUACCUCGCCGACAUGAAGGACUUUGCCGCCAUGAACGAGGUGUACAUUGACUUUCUGCCCAAGCCCAUGCCCUCGCGGUCGUGCCUGCAGGCCCUUCCGCCGGGUGACGGCACCGUCAUUGAGAUUGAGUGUAUUGCGCAGGCCUGA
Messenger RNA from Purpureocillium lilacinum, 351 nucleotides. RefSeq lists its product as uncharacterized. Gene Ontology annotation, molecular function: deaminase activity. The record is from RefSeq and is a predicted model, not a curated record. NCBI's taxonomy places the organism in Eukaryota, Fungi, Ascomycota, Sordariomycetes, Hypocreales, Ophiocordycipitaceae. Gene Ontology annotation, cellular component: cytosol; mitochondrion.